AUGCUUAACUCACGUUAUAGUGCGUCUAGGAAGCCGCGUACUGCUGUCGUAAUUGAUGACGAAGAUGAAUUGUAUACAGGUUUUAAUGAGGUGGCACCGGCUUUAGAUACACGGACACUCCACGAGGAUCAAGCGUUUCAGGAGGCGAUACGCACGGCUGGGAUUGGCAGGCAAAUGCCCAGCCGUAUGGGCACUGGAAUCUUCGGCAUCGGAACUGCCAGAGUGCGUGAUUCGUCGCGUGCAGGUACGGCGGCGCGACCCAUGACAGCACUCCGAGCUGCCGGGUACACGUCCGCGAACCGAGACACACCGCUGAAGGAUGAGCGCAGGGAAGACAGCGUUGAAGACAAAAUUAAGCAAAUGGAGUUGCGAAUAAUGGCAUUAGUUGAGGAAUCCUGUAUGUUGAGUUCCACACAAGAAUCUGAGGAAGAUAUACCAACUAAGAGAGAGUUCGACUUGGGUCAAGCUCUGGCAAAAGCGCAAGAGGCAUCAACUUUGGAACGUCAGUUAAUCCGCAUGCAAGAGCAGGCUAACUUGGGGGAUUCCCAUAACUUAGACCUUACAUUUGCAGUGUUGUGUAACUUGGCUGGCCAAUAUACGCUGAAUGAAAUGUAUACUGAGGCGCUGAAUACAUAUCAACUACUGACGAGGAACAAAGUAUUUCCUCACGCCAAUCGGCUCAAGGUUAACAUGGGCAACAUUUAUUUUAAAAUGGGCGAACAUCCAAAAGCGUUAAAAUUGUAUAGAAUGGCAUUAGAUCAAACGCCGACUGCUGAAAAAGAUUUAAGGAUGAAGGUAAUGCACAAUAUAGGACUACUCUUGGUCCGAAUGGGUAAAUUUCGUGAUGCCGUCACGAACUUUCAACAUAUAAUGCACGAACAGGGUGAUUUUCAAACAGGAUUACAUCUGGUGUUAUGUUCUGUUGCUUUGAACGAUCCAGAAGCGGGUAAGGCCGCGUUUCACUCAAUGUUAGACGUGGAGCCACCUACUUAUCAUCAGGACCUUCCUAUUGACGAUGAAAAUGACGCGUACGAGUGUGUGCUGCGCGACGUGUUACGCGGGGACCGACUGUCGCGGUGGUCGCGCCGGGCCGCGGCACACGCGGAGCGCUGCCUCGCGCUCGCCGUUGCCGCGCUCGCGCCCCUCGCCGGCCAUAACACCAGGGAUGAAGAUAUUAACAGCGCGUCGUGGUGCGCAGAGGCGCUGCGCGGCUACUCGGGCGGCGGUGCAGGCGCACGGUUGGAGCUGGGUGCAGCACUUGCAGCGCUACGCACGGCCGCUGGCCCGGGCGGUGGCUCCGCGCUGGCAGUCGGCGCUCGCGCGCUGCAGCGCUUGAAAGCGGUUGCCCGCGCGUACCACGACGACCGUGUAUUGCGGGCCGAGGCUGCCGCUGACGCUGCUUUUGUCGCUUACGCGUUGGGCAAAUGGUCGGAAGCAAAAUCGCUGAGCGAAACGGCGGCACGUGAUGAUCCAUAUUCAUGCACAGCCCGUGUGACCAGUGCGUUGGCCGACUUGGCAGCUGCUCGUGCGGCCAACAAUGUGGAAAACCUGCCUGAUAUCGCAACAGAUGUUGCCCGGCGUCUUGUCGCCGCCAGUCACCUUGAUCCUGCUGAUCUUGUUGCCAUGCACGAUUUAGCGCUGUGCAUGGAGUGGAGCGGCGAGGCGGCGGGCGCGGAGGCGCGCUGGCAACGCGUGCGCGCGGCGCCGGGCGCGGGCGCCACGCUGCGCGCGCUCGCCGCCGCCGGCCUCGCCCGCCUCGCGCACCCCGCGCACCCCUCGCACGCAGCCGACUCCGGCGAUCCCGCCGACCCCGCCGCCGCGGAUCACUGGUACAGCAUGAUCGGCAGCUGGGACGCAGGUGUGACCUGUGCUCUCGCACAACUGCACAAUGAAAUAGGUGAUGCUCAGACUGCGAAACAUCAUUAUCAGGACGUGGAGGCAGUUUGGCCAUGUGAAUUGUCAGCUUUGCAGUGGUUGGCGAGCGAAACGGGGCCGGAAGAAGCUCUGCGCUACUACCGGAGAGCAGCGAGGCUGCAACCUUCAAACCCACAAUGGGGUUUGCUGAUGGGUGGCUGCCUGCGUGCUAGUGGAAAGUAUCAAGAAGCUCUCGCGUUAUAUAAGAAACUCAAUGCACGGUUCCCCGACAAUGUCCAGUGUUUGAAACUCAUCGUAAAGUUGUGUGGAGACCAAGGACUGUCAGAGACGACGACUUGGACAAGAGAAUUACAGCGGGCGCAGGCCAGGCUCAAGCAACAAGAACGAGUGGCCACGGCGUCGGCCGGAAGCGGUUCAUCCGGUGCAAGCCAGUCGCCAAUAGAUCUAAUUAGAGGUGGGUCUCGCAAUGAAAGAACAACACGAUCGCGGCAGUCUAACGACGGACGGGGAGACAGUGCUACCGCACAGACAAACGUGUAUCCGAGUGAAGACGUCGAUACGGCAUACGGCUAUCAGCCUGUCAGCCGUUCCAUCCAUCAACUUGAAAGAAAAAAGAAGGCAGAUGACUUUGAUGACGACCUUCCUCUACCACCAGAGUAG
Messenger RNA from Parnassius mnemosyne (clouded apollo), 2535 nucleotides. Lineage: Eukaryota; Metazoa; Arthropoda; Insecta; Lepidoptera; Papilionidae. The record is from the annotation of a GenBank genome assembly.